AUGGACAAUUCCCUCUGCAUCUCGUCCGGUAAUCUACAACGCUCCACUCCACAUCCAACCUACCUCGCACCUUCCCUUCCCUCUGUCGCCGCAGACGCAUCCACCCUAGCUGCAUCACAACAUCCACAGCAUCAUCAACAAACCCACCAAUUCACCUCUCCCAACCCAAACUUCCAUCACAACCACCAACAGCAUACCACGCACCGACAGACCAUUCCUCCAGCAGGUGACUCCCACUGCUCCCCCGGACCCUCCAACUCGACUCCGCACCAACCCCAAUCCCAACUCCACACGCAGUGCCAGCCCCUCGACAUCCGCACCAUUCUCUCUCCCCCCGACCUCGACCUCUGGCGCACGCGCCUCUUCAAUGUAGAUGAGCUGAUCGUCCUUAGUGAGGAACAAUUCCUCACCUACUUCCCGCACAUCGACAACGUCUACUCCCACCGCUCGACGCAGCACUACAAGCGCAAGCCCCUCGUCUCGCACUACUGGGACUGCCGGCUUAAGGGCCGCCCGCCGGGCACGCCCAAGUCCACCGACCCCAAUAAGAAGAAGCGAAAGCGCACGGCCCGCGAGCGGGAUCUGUGCGAUGUCAAGAUCAAGAUCACUGAGUAUUUUCCUCAGUCGGGGACGGGGAUGGGGGAGAGUGAUGGGCGGGUGAGGGAGGGGGAGGGGGUUGAUGGGGAGGUCUCCGGGUUUAAUUAUAAUCAUCAAUUUGGGAUGCUCACGCCGAACUCAAAUGUGCUGUUGCCUGAGGGGCAUCCUGGUUUGCAGGGGCAGCGGUUCUUUACCAUCCAACGGGUGAAUGGGAACGGGGCGAACGGGAAGAAUGAUGGGGUUGGUGGGGGGCAUCGGCAUACAUUGGAAGAAAGUGAUCGCGUGAAGAAGAAUAGUGUGCAGCGGUUUCUGUUGAAGGAGGCGAGGCAAGAAAGGAAGAAGGCUGUCCCGUUUUCCUCUUGCGCUAUGUUCCUUCGAUCUUUCUGGCAGACGAGUCCUUGUUUGUGGAAGGGUCUGAUCGCUCAAGCUCAACCGCCAAUUGUACACGCUCCAUCAGCAUAUCUCCGUUCUAACGCCGGUCGUCUACAGACGCGAACCAUGUCUAACCAGAACCAACCACAGAAGUCGUACCACACCAAAGCUACCGGGUUCGCGGCUGAGACCGUUGCAGAUCACUCGGCAGACAACGAUCUGAAAUUGUUUGGUAGUUGCUUUUGUCCCUUUGUCCAGCGCGUAUGGAUCGCUCUGCAGUUCAAGGGCAUCCCGUACCAGUAUAUCGAAGUCGACCCUUACAAGAAGCCCCAAUCUCUGCUUGAAGUCAACCCCAGGGGCCUGGUUCCUGCCUUGCGCCACGGGGACUGGAGUUCGCACGAGAGCACCGUCCUGCUCGAAUACUUGGAAGACUUGAACGCCGGCCCUCCGCUGCUGCCCCCCAGGGACCCAAAACUUCGAGCACAUUGUCGACUGUGGGCUGAUUAUGUAAAUCGCCACAUUGUACCUACCUUUUACCGCGUUCUCCAAGCACAGGAUCAAGAGAAACAGAUCUCGCAUGCAGAAGAACUUCGCGACUCGUUCAAUACUCUGAUUGGCGCGGCCCAUACCGAGGGUCCGUUCUUCCUGGGCGACAAGCUUUCCUUCGUCGACGUACAGGUUGCGCCGUGGAUCAUCCGGCUCCGACGCGUGCUGAAGCCGUAUCGCGGCUGGCCAGAGCCAGAAGCGGGUAGCCGAUGGGGCGCGUGGGUUGACGCGAUCGAGAAAGAUCCCCACGUCGCGGCGACCACCAGCGAUGAUGGCCUUUACCUGGAUAGUUAUGAGCGAUACGCGGGUAGGUAUUCGUGCCCUGUCCGAGCUGAUGAUCUGCUGACACCUCCAGAAAACCGGCCCAACACAUCACAGUUGGCCAACGCGAUUAAUUCUGGACGAGGGCUCCCGUAG
Molecule: messenger RNA, 1932 nt
Organism: Aspergillus uvarum CBS 121591
Lineage: Eukaryota; Fungi; Ascomycota; Eurotiomycetes; Eurotiales; Aspergillaceae
Product: glutathione S-transferase family protein
Exons: 7
Coding region: 1-1932 (643 amino acids)
Cellular component (GO): cytoplasm
Source: RefSeq, a predicted model, not a curated record